UCAUCAACAAAGUGAGCAAUUAAUACAUUCAAUAGAGGAAGGAUAUAAAAGGUCAUUAGAAACAGGCAAAACCUAAAGCUGUAAUCAAACUUCUAGAAAGAAGAGGAAGUUCUAAUCAAGUUACUCAACUACAUCUUCCUUCAAGAUCAUCUUCUUAAUCAGGUUCUUCUUCAAUGGAGCUUCUGGUAGAGCCUUUCAUGGAACUGGUAAAGUGUUUGGGGAGGUCAGCUUGCACCUAUCUAGAUUAUCACUUAAAUUUUGAUGAAGUUGUGAGUGAUUUGAGAAGAGAAUUGCAAGUUCUAAUCUCUCGAAAAGAAGAUAUAAAUUUAAGCAUACAGUCUGAGGCUGGUAGGGAAAAAGAAGUAAAACAUGAAGUGCAAGCCUGGCUUAGACUUGUACAAGAAACCAAUAAUGAAGUGCAAGCCAUUCAAGAAAAGAUUCAAAGAGUUAAGUGGUACUCAAAGGGCCAUCUUGGGAAACUUGUUCGGAAGAAAAUUGAGGUGGUGAAGAGAAUCUAUGAACAAGGUAGUUUUCCUGAUGGUCUCACAGUUGACAGACCUCCACGAGGAAUCAUAUUGCCAACUGAGAAUGUAGUGGGUGAAGAUUCUGCAAAAGAAAAAAUUUGGGGAUACUUGAUGGGCAAUGAGGUCAGAAAGAUUGGAGUUUGCGGGGUUGGUGGGGUUGGGAAGACUACCAUCAUGAAGCAUAUUAAUAAUGAAUUGUUAAGAGUGACUAAUUUUGAUAGGGUGAUUUGGGUCACUGUGUCCUACCCACUCAAUGUUAUCAAAUUACAAGAAAAUAUUGCUCGCGCUAUGAACGAUAGAUCGACACUCCCAGAAGGUGAGGAUGAAGUGAGGCGGGCAGCUACUUUGAUAAGCAUUAUGGAAGGAGUAGGAAGAUACGUGCUUAUCCUAGAUGAUGUUUGGGAAGUGUUUUCUCUGAUUGAAGUGGGAAUUCUAGAGCCAACAAUUCAGAAUGGAAGCAAAAUAGUCAUCACUAGUAGAUCCAUUGAUGUGUGCCAAAAAAUGGGUUGUGAAAUAGUCAAAGUGGAACCUCUUUCUUUUCAGGAGUCUCUCAACUUAUUCUUAGAUAAAGUUGGGCAUCAUAUUCUACAAGUUCCAAAUUUAGAAGGAAUCUUGAAGCUCAUCGUGGAGGAGUGUGGUGGCCUACCGCUGGCCAUUGUUGUGAUAGCAGAGAGUAUGAAGGGAGAUGAUGAUGUUCAUGUGUGGAAGAAUGCCUUAACUGAACUACGAGAAGGGGUAAAGAGUGUGACUGGUUCAGAUCAAGAGAUAUUUAAGAGGUUAAGGUUUAGUUAUGAUCGUUUGAAUAAUUUUGAAAUCCAAAGCUGUUUUCUUUAUUGCUCCUUGUUUCCUGAAGAUUAUCCAUUUGGGAGAGAAGGGUUGGUAGAAGGGUGGAUUGAUGAAGGACUAAUUGAUGUGUUGCCUAGUAGAAAAGCAGCUUAUGAUAGGGGCCAUGCCUUUUUAAAUAGGCUAGUAAAGAAGUGCUUAUUAGAGAAAACUGUUGAUUGGUAUGAUGUUGAUGUUUUCAAGAUGCAUGAUGUAAUGAGAGACAUGGCUAUCAAAAGCAUUGGUCCUGAAUUUGGAUAUAUGGUAAAAGCUGGUAUGAAAUUGACAGAGGUACCAGAUGAGCGUGGGUGGGGAAAUGAUCUUAAGAAGGUGUCUCUAAUGAAGAAUAACAUAUCAAAAAUUCCCCUUGGAUUGUGCCCAAAGUGUCCAACUCUUUCAACUUUGAUAUUGUCAAAUAAUGAUAAUUUGUCCGAGAUCCCAGAAUCCUUCUUUGAAGGUAUGCCUGAACUGAAGGUUCUUGAUCUUUCUGAAACUGGUAUUGAAGCUUUACCUAAUUCCAUCUCAAACUUGGAGAAGCUCUCUUCCAUGAGGUUAAGUUGGUGUAAGAGGUUAAGGCAUUUGCCUUCUUUAGCAAAGCUGAGGGCAAUAAAGAAGGUGGAUCUGAGGGGUUCUAGGAUUGAGGUGGUCCCUCAAGUCAUGGAGAAAUUGAUUAGUCUGGAAUAUCUUGAUUUAAAGGAUUGUGACUAUGUAGAAGAGAUUCCAAUGGGAAUGUUAUCAAACCUUUCCAAUCUCCAGUACUUGUUUUUAGAAAUGUUGAAGAUAGAAGGAGAAGAGGUUGCGAGAAUGAGCAAGUUGGAGACCUUUGAAGGUAUAUUCAAUGACAUACAAAGCUACAAUUAUUUUGUCAAGUCUCAAGAUUUCCAAAUUCUUACUGAUUACCAUAUUGAAGUAGGAGUAAGACUCAGUGUGUGGUCGACUGCUCAAAGGGAAUCUGUGGUUAGUAUUAAUUAUUGUGACUUAGGAGAAGAAUGUAUAGUGCUUCCAAAUAACCUUCAGAGGCUGGAGAUAAUUCGCUGUAGAAACAUGAGAAGUGGCUUAAAUAAAGCAGCUUUGUUAGAAAAGGCAACCGAGUUGAGGAUUUGUUAUUUUCAUUAUUGUGAAGAUAUGGAGUGCGUAGUUGAGUUGGACUCAUCCUCCUAUCCAGUACUGGAUAAGCUUGAAGAGCUGCGUCUUGUGGAAUUGCCUAAAUUGAGUGUACUUGUGAGAGUGGAAGGAGUAGCAACACCACCGCACGUCUUUUCCAAUCUUAAAAUGCUUCAGAUUUCGUAUUGUCCAGGAAUGAGGAAGUUGCUUCCACUUGAGCUGCUGCAGGCCUUCCAAAACUUAGAGGAGAUUUAUGUCCAUGGGUGCGAACAAAUGGAGGAGAUAAUAGCAUCAUCAGAUUCAGAUGCAUCAUUGGAUAAACUCACUUUUCCCAAGUUAAGGAUAUUGUUGUUGAUUUAUUUACCCCAAUUGAAGAGCAUCUGCAGUGUCAAAGGAGUUAUGGUUUGUGAUUCUAUUGAAGAAAUUAAAAUAUGGGAUUGUCGGGAGUUAAAGAGGAUCCCUGUGCAGCUUCCUCUGCUUGAUAAUGGCCAACCAUCUCCUCCUCCUCAUCUCAGAGAAAUCAAGAUAGAUGAAGAGUCAAAAGAAUGGUGGGAAUCAGUGGAGUGGGAUCAUAAGAACCUACUUCAACCUUUCUUGAAAUAUUCUAGCUUUUGGUUGGAUUGAGGGAUAAGAUGGAAGGAAACAAUUUCUGUUGAAUUGAAGGGAUCCAGAGUAAGAAAUCAUCAACUUAAAUUUCCAUGGCAGCGACUCUAACGGACGGCCAGGAUGAGCGGCAACAUACGUAGCUGACAUGUCCAAGAUUUCAAUUUCAGUAUUGCAAAAUGCCAAUUUUGGCACAAUCGGUUGGCAAUUGGCAAGAAAAGUCCCAGGCUCCUGUCUCCGAUGAACCCCAAGUGCUCCUAAGUGGUAUCAUUUUCUAUCAGUAUUGCAAAAUGCCAAUUUUUGCACAGGAUUUGGUGUCAUAAACUCCAAGUUGUUCAUUACCAAGUCGAAAUCCAGUUGCACACCAGAAGAUAUGCACCUAUUUGUGCUGAUGGUGGUGAAGUAGUUGAAGAAGGGGGCAUUAAUGAUGUUGCUCAUGGUGUUAAUUUUAAGAUAGCUUCCAAUGGUGAAGGGCUACAAGAAAAGGAGUGUGGGAGAAAAGUUAAACCAAUAUCCAUGCUUCGUGUCUUUUAGAAAGUACCACUUUGCAUUAUAUAAUUGGUCUUCCAGGUGCAUAGAUCUUUCAAAUUU
Molecule: messenger RNA, 3644 nt
Organism: Rubroshorea leprosula
Lineage: Eukaryota; Viridiplantae; Streptophyta; Magnoliopsida; Malvales; Dipterocarpaceae
Source: the annotation of a GenBank genome assembly